Molossus molossus (Pallas's mastiff bat) is the source of this 1301-nucleotide messenger RNA. It is a transcript of the gene CRELD2, whose product is annotated as cysteine rich with EGF like domains 2. NCBI's taxonomy places the organism in Eukaryota, Metazoa, Chordata, Mammalia, Chiroptera, Molossidae. Gene Ontology annotation, molecular function: calcium ion binding. The record is from RefSeq and is a predicted model, not a curated record. The transcript is spliced from 11 exons. The coding region runs from base 1 to 1092 and encodes 363 amino acids.
AUGCGCCCGCCGGCCCCGGCCGCGCUGGGGCUGCUGCUGCUGGGGCUGCUGCUGCCGCUGCCGCCGCCGGGCGAGGCCGCCAAGAAGCCGGCGUCCUGCAAGCGCUGCCGGGAGCUGGUGGACAAGUUCAAGCAGGGAAUGGCGGACACGGCCAAGAAGAACUUCGGCGGGGGCAACACGGCGUGGGAGGAGAAGUCGCUGUCCAAGUACGAGUCCAGUGAGGUCCGCCUCCUGGAGAUCGUGGAGAGCCUGUGCGACAGCAGCGACUUCGAGUGCAACCGCCUGGUGGAGGAGCACGAGGAGCAGCUGGAGGCCUGGUGGCUGCGGCUGAAGAAGGAGUACCCUGACUUAUUUGAAUGGUUUUGUGUGAAAACGCUGGAAGUUUGCUGUUCUCCCGGAACGUAUGGGCCAGACUGCCGUGAAUGCCAGGGCGGGUCUGAGAGGCCCUGCAGUGGAAACGGCCGCUGUAGCGGAGACGGCACCCGAGAGGGCGACGGGUCCUGCCAGUGCCACCUGGGGUACCGUGGGACCCUGUGCACCGACUGCAUGGACGGCUACUUCAGCUCGCCGGGGACUGAGAUGCACGUUGUGUGCACAGCUUGCGACGAGUCCUGUAAGAUGUGCACGGGCCCAACCAACAGAGACUGCACCGAGUGCGAAGUGGGCUGGGUCCAGGAGGGCGGCGCCUGUGUGGACGUGGACGAGUGUGCAGCAGAGACGGCUCCCUGCAGCGCCCAGCAGUACUGCAAGAACGCCAACGGCACCUUCCAGUGCGAAGAAUGUGACCCUGCCUGUGUGGGCUGCACGGGGAAGGGCCCGGGACAGUGCAAGGAGUGCAUCCCUGGCUACACGAAGGAGAGCGGCCAGUGUGCAGACGUGGACGAGUGCUCCCUCCCGGAGCGAGUGUGCCUGAGGAAGGACGAGAACUGCUACAACACCCCUGGCAGCUACGUCUGCGUGUGUCCCGAGGGCUUCGAGGAGACUGAAGACGCGUGUGUGCAGAUGCAGCCCGCGGGGGACGUCAAUGGAAAAAAAUCCUUGGCUGUCCCAGAGGAGAACCUGACACAGCCGCCCUCCCGUGAAGACUUGUAAGGUGUCCCAGCCGGAGCCACACCUGCCCUAAGUUAUUUAGACUGACCCCUGGCGGCACAGCCUGUGCGAGCCCCUACCCCGGCCACAGGGAGAAGCUGCCUUCAAGAUGGUUGACACGCUCAGCCCUUCAAAAGCUGCAUUUUUGGUUCUUAAGCAGAUUUGUAUAUUUUGAUACUGUUCUUUAUAAUAAAAUGAACCACUGAAGGUAG